Messenger RNA from Strongylocentrotus purpuratus (purple sea urchin), 7252 nucleotides. RefSeq lists its product as uncharacterized. The transcript has 12 exons. The coding region runs from base 184 to 5913 and encodes 1909 amino acids. Gene Ontology annotation, molecular function: ATP hydrolysis activity. Lineage: Eukaryota; Metazoa; Echinodermata; Echinoidea; Camarodonta; Strongylocentrotidae. The record is from RefSeq and is a predicted model, not a curated record.
CUGUUAUGUACGUUGUGGUAUUUUGUCUGGCGUCGAACGUGCCAAAUACCCACGCACGCACCGAAUGACAUUUCGUCAUCUCUGGAGCUGUUUUAGUGAGUUGGUGAAAUUCAUCGAGAUCACUUAUCUGAUGUGUAAGCUGAAAAGUAUCAAGUGAAGUUCGUAGGACUUCCAUCACCCACCAUGGAUUUCGCAGACUGCCUGUCAGCCUUUGAAGAUUUCCUACGCACCAAGGAGACAUUCAGGUGUUCCAGUGAAGAAAUGGAUUCCUUCUUGCAAACUUUAUCCAUUACUGAGGAGACCAGGGAUCUUGUAAAGAAGGCCAUAAUGGAAAAUCCUCCUCCAACUCUCAAGGUGCACAAGCAGACAGUAUCUCUUUCCAAUUGUUACAUUGACAGUAUCAAACAAAUGCAGGAUGUUCUGCAGAAAGACAGGACUGGAAAGUUGGGCCAUAUCAUGCAAGAAAUUCAAAAAUCACUGGGCCUUCCUCAGAGGAACAUGUUCUGGGAGAUCACAACGAUUCUUGAAUUUUCAGGCGAGGAUAGGGUUUCUGUUAGGAUUUGUGAGCAGAAGCAACGAGUCUGUGAAGCGAAAGUGAAGAUGCAUCAGUAUUUCUUGCUGGAAGGUUUGCAAGACGUCGUUGCCUGUCUUUCAGAAAUUGGAAAUAGUUCUUUAGAGGAUGUGUGGAAAUCAUGUAAAUCGUCAUCUGCUCCACUUGCCAUGCAGAAAGUGGGCAUGAAUCAGAGUAAAUUUGAGAAAACGCUGGAGAGUUUCCCCGAAGCUUUCCAAGUUGAAGAUGGUAAAGUGUUCUUGAAAGACAACCCCCAAAUCACAUACUCAUUGAUUCUUUGCCAUAUGCAGUCAGCUCAACAUAAACUCAAAGAUCACCUGUACAAUAAAGGUGCUCUUCUCAAGAAUGAACUGUUCCAUUUGACCCCACAGCUGCUAAGUAGAGCAGAGAUACUCGCAAUGGGAGAAGGCAUGGAAACAUUCUCUUUUGCUCUGCAGUCACUACGUGAUGAUUUCCUUCUAAUACCACCUCACAUGCUAGUCGUUGCCCAAGGAACAUCUCAAGUACAGGACAAUCCUUUUGUAAGUGCUGUCUCCAAGAUCAAAGACUUCAUCAGAGGCGAAAAUGCUGGGAAUGGCACUUUAAUGAGCCAACUUUUAAGAGUUGUUAAUAAGACGCUGGGUCCUUGUGAGCAAGCAGCAGUAGGAAACACUAGCCAGAAGCUCAGAGAAACCAUUGCUGCCUAUCCAGGCCACUUUAUCAUCGGACAUGGCACAGUUUUUGUCGUGUCAGAUGAUGCCGUCCUUCUGGAUGUUAUGAACAUAAAAAUGCAGAAUCUUCCAAUUACCAAGAUCGAUCAGGAGAUAAGUAGUAGUGAGUGUUCAUCAGAUCAGUACACAGAAUCCUUUGAGGACUCUGCAAACUCCUACCCUCUUGAUCAAGAAACGGGUUCAUCGCAAACCGAUAAUGAUGUCUGUAGCUCUGUUCAGUAUACUGAACAAUCUGAAUGCUCAGCAAACUCUGACCCUCCCAAUCGUGACGAAGGUUCACACUGUACAGAUAAUGAUGUAUGUAGCUCCAUUCAGAACACUGAACAUCCUGAAGGCUCGACAAACUCUGGCUAUCUUGAUCAUGACACAGGUUCACUCCAUACAGAAAAUGAGGCACAAAGCUCCAUUCAGAACACUGAACUCCCUGAAGAAUUGGCUAACUCUGACACUCCUUACCGGGACACAGGUUCAUCCCAUACAGAUAAUGAUGUAUGUAGCACGGUUCAAAACACUAAAUGUCUUGAAGACUCUGUACAUUCUGACACUUCUGAUCAAGACACACGUUCACUAUGCACUGAUGAUGAUGUAUGUAGCUCCGUUCAGAACACUGAACAUGAUGAAGACUUGUCAAACUCUGUCACUCCUGAUCAAGACACAGGUUCCACAUGCAUUGAUGAUGAUGAUGUAUGUAGCUCCAUUCAGAACACUGGAGAUCCUGAAGACUUGGCAAACUCUGACCCUCUUGAUCAAGGAACAGGUUCAUCGCACACCGAUAAUGAUGUCUGUAGCUCUGUUCAAAAUACUGAACAUUCUGAAGACUUCACAAACUCUGACCCUUCUAUUCAAGGCACAGCUUCACCUGAUGGUGUAUGUAGCUCUGUUCAGAAGACUGAACAUGAUGAAGACUUGUCAAGCUCUGUUACUCCUGAUCAAGACACAGGUUCCACAUGCAAUGAUGAUGAUGGUAGAUGUAGCUCCGUUCAGAACACUGAACAUGGUGAAGACUUCGCUAUCUCUGACCCUUCUCAUCACAACACAGCUUCACCUCAUGCAGAUGAUAAUGCAUCUACCGGUAGCUCCAUUCAGAAAUCUGAACAUGAUGAAGACUUGGCAAACUCUGUCACUCCUGAUCAAGACACAGGUUCACCAAGCACUGAUGAUGGUGUAUGUAGCUCCGUUCAGAACACUGAACAUGAUGAAGACUUGUCAAACUCUGUCACUCCUGAUCAAGACACAGGUUCAACAUGCAUUGAUGAUGAUGAUGUAUGUAGCUCCAUUCAGAUCACUGGAGAUCCUGAAGACUUGGCAAACUCUGACCCUCUUGAUCAAGGAACAGGUUCAUCGCACACCGAUAAUGAUGUCUGUAGCUCUGUUCAAAAUACUGAACAUUCUGAAGACUUCACAAACUCUGACCCUUCUAUUCAAGGCACAGCUUCACCUGAUGGUGUAUGUAGCUCUGUUCAGAAGACUGAACAUGAUGAAGACUUGUCAAGCUCUGACCCUUCUCAUCACAACACAGCUUCACCUCAUGCAGAUGAUAAUGCAUGUACCGGUAGCUCCAUUCAGAACUCUGAACAUGAUGAAGACUUGGCAAACUCUGUCACCCCUGAUCAAGACACACGUUCACCAUGCACUGAUGAUGAUGUAUGUAGCUCCCUUCAGAACAAUGAACACGAUGAAGACUUGUCAAACUAUGACACUGCUGAUCAAGACACAGAUUCACCAAGCACUGAUGAUGAUGUAUGUAGCUCCGUUCAGAACACUGAACAUGAUGAAGACUUCGCUAACUCUGACCCUUCUCGUCAGGACACAGCUUCACCUAAUGCAUUAAGUUCUGUUCAUAACAUAGAACACCCUGAAGUCCUGGCAAACUAUGACACUCCCGGCCAUGACACAGAUUCACUAUGUACUGCUGAUGAUACAUGUACCUCUGUUCAGAAGUCUGAACAUUCUGAAGACUUCCCAAACUCUGACCCUUCUCAUCACGACACAGUUUCUGCAGAUGCUGAUGUAUGUAGCUCCAUUCAGGACACUGAACAUGAUGAAGACUUCCCAAACUCUGAUGCUCCUGCUGACACCACUUCACCCAAUACAGAUAAUGAUGUACAUGCAUGUAGCUCGGAUCAGACUCCAUCACUAGGGCAAGACGAAGUUGAAUCUCUUGGAAGUGAGAUCAUCUCAGACUCAGAGUCUCUUCAUUCUGGAACAAGUAGCGAGGCAGGAAACCUGGACCCAGAUACUGUACUUUCAGAAUCAACAGACCAAGAAAUAGUCACUAUUCUUCAGGACUUGAACUAUUUUGGUAAAUUGAUCAAGGAGUUUCUAAGCAAGGCGACCUAUCCGAUACUAUCUGUAUCAUUAUCUGAUGGUUGGUUGAUUGCCAGUCUCUGGGAUGGACCUACCUUCGCUACCUGCUUGACCCCCUCAUCUUGUGAUCAACAGCAGAUACUUGGACCAUCGGAAAGGAUCGCAUUGGAUUUCUUGACCAGUAAAUCGAUCCUGAAGGUUGUUUUCGAUUGGAAGCAUUGUUUUGAGAUAAGUGAUGCACUUGGAAUUCAGAUGGUCAAAGUGUUUGACUUGAUGGUGGCAGAAAGGCUCAUCAGGCCCGGGUCCAAGUUCUCUCAGGCUCUGCCUGAAUCCCUGAAUUUCUUUGGCAUUGAUCCCUGUCAUACCGUAGAGGUUUGUAUAGGAACUAUCCAGGCUCCUGUCUAUGGUGAGGUGUACAGUAAGGAAGCGAUUCUCAAGCUCAAGGAAACGGCAAGGUGGACCAUGAAGCAGGUCCCAUAUCUCUAUCAAAAGAUGUUAAGACUGAUGAAACCAUACCAGAUCACCAAGGUAAGCAAACUAUAUGAUGAUGAAGUUGAAGACCAGCCUUUCCCAUCCAGCCAAAAUGAAGAACCAUCUUGUAGUGCUAUCACAUCAUCCAUAACCAGUUCUGUCACAUCGUCAGCAUCGCCAAACGCUUCUAAGAAUUCUGCUCCUGUCGUGUCAUCCUCUGAAAUGGGUUCACAGGUGCAUGUUCCUGUUACAUCAUCAACAAAAGUAAAGGCCACUUCUGAGAUGCCUGUCUCUUUCCAAAGAGUGUCCUCAACCUCUGGUGAUUUAGAUGAACCCGACAGCAAGGGUCUAGCCCAAUCCAGCGAUGACCUUUUUUAUACCGAGGAGAACCUUCAGAGUGAUCUGCUUUCAGGACCCGAGGUGGAUUCUAACUUUCUCAUCAGGGACGAUAGAUCCAGGACCACAUCCGGGUCUAGCAGAUCCAGGACCACAUCUCCAUCUAGCAGAUCCAGGACCACAUCCCGUAGAUCCAAGAAGAUGCAGACAACCAAGAAACAAGAGGAAUCCUCUCGACAAGUCACAGAAGGAUCAGGAAGUACUCCCUCUCCAAUGGCUUAUGAAGACGGGACAUCUGAACAAUUGUCUUGCAUGGUCAAUGCCAAAGUACUCCACUAUGAUGAUGCAGGAAAGCCAAUUCUAAUCACUUGUGCUAAUGAGCUUGCCAACGAAGCCAUCAAUCCAUGUCAGAUCAGUCAUGAACUAUCCAAGGAAUUUGGAGAGAUUGUUAUGCAUGACCAGGAGAAGUUCCUUGAGGCCUUUGGUAUCUGCAUCAAGUAUAACCUGAAGAAGCUUUCAGAGACAGAUAAAUCCCUUGCACUGGAUCAACUCACAGAGGUGGUCAUGGAUUUGGGAAGAAAGCCAAGUGCAAGGUAUUACCAACCAGGACACCCUGGUCAGCUAAAAAUCAAGACUAUUGGUGAGAAUAAACUCACGAAGCAAGAUCUCAAAGACAUCUUAGAAGGACAUUGUUCACCGGUAUCAAGUGAUCAUAGGUCUACUAUCAAAGAAACACUUCAUAGAGUGGGGAUUAUGUGCAAUCGUCAAAAUGAACCAAUAGGUCUCACAACUCUCACUAAGCACGCGGUCCUAGGAUGUGCGACCCCUCUCUUUGACCUCAUGAACCAGGGACAGUCCAUUCUCUUUGUAGGGAGUCCUGGUGUUGGAAAGAGUACCAUAUUGAGGGAAGCAGCCAGGGUGAUAAAUGAUGUUGUGAUGAGGCGUGUGGUCAUCGUUGAUACAUGCAAUGAGAUUGCUGGUGAUGGGGAUGUACCACACCCUGCUGUAGGAGGGGCAAGGCGUGUUCAGCUUCCUGACCGUGAUUCACAGCCGAACAUGAUACGAGAAAUAGUGCGCAACCACAGUCCUCACACCCUUGUCAUUGACGAGGUCGUGACUGAAGCGGAUGCUGCGGCAGUCCAUGCGACCAGAGAAAGAGGUAUCCAAGUGAUCUCUGCAGCGCCUGGACAGACUCUCCAGGAUGUCAUCCUCAACCCGAAGCUGAGACACCUCUUUGGUGGAAUCCAGAACAUGGCCAUGAGCCAUCCUGGUCAGGGCAUCACUGGACACACCAUCAUGCAGAGGACACAGCCAGCAGCGUUUGACAUCCUUGUAGAGAUGUAUGAUCGGUACCGCUGGAUUGUGCAUACUGAUUUCACGCGUUCCAUUGACCUUUGUCUUCAGAAGGUACAGGUUGGCGUCCAGGAGAGGAGAGUGUUUUUGAAAGAAGUGUCAAAGGAUUCACAAGGAAUUCCUCAAGUGUUGGUGCGAGAUCUUUUUGUCAUGUAUCCCCUAUAAUAAAAGAUUUGAACAAAGUCCUUUAUGGACUUUUUCGUGCAGUUGAGAAUAAAAUACCAGUCAUUCCUUAAAUCCAUUUAUUAUACUUUGGGAACUUAUCAUGGUUAGUAAGGAUGAAACUGCCAGCACAUUUAUUUGGUCUUGUUCUAGUUCAUCUUUCACUUUAGCUGUAACAGAUCUUUGAUCUAAUGAAUCCUAAGAAGAGUAGAAAGCCUGUGAAGGUCCUGAAGGCAAAAUGUAUUGGUCUUGUGGUUUCAUAAACCUUUUGUCAAUUGGUGCUAAGAGUAUAGCCAAACCAAUACGUCUCAUGCUUAAUACUGCCAAUAUUGAAAUAUUAUAUUUGCAAAAAUUAGUGCUGCUUAUUGGUGAAGACAGUUAUAUUUGUAUCACUUAAAAUUGUGUGAACUUCAGUUCAUUAUGUUUGGAAAUUUAAGAUAUUUAUCUACGUUUGUCAAUGUUGUUCACUUCAAUGUAAUUCAAAGUUUGUAAUUAUCAUGACAUUGUGUGACAUAGUCAUUCCUCAGUGUUAGAUCUCUUUGUUUGUUCUGUAGCUUCAUCAUGCCAUGUUACCAAAUAAUUCUGACCCAGAGUUUGCAAAAAAACAUCAGGUUAUUAAGGUUUACAUCCUUCUAUAUUAAAGAGAACGUGAUAAUUCAUACUGCCUUUGAGAUGGGUGUAAAUCACUGUAUGUAUUAGGUAUGUAUGGUAUACUCUGUUUUGUUAAUAAGUCUUCCUCUUUUUUGUUGUUGUUAUGGAAAUGUAUUGCUAAAUCAGGUAUUAAUAUGUUUGAUCUUUUUUGUAAGCAGUCUAGUAUUUGUAAGAAAUCAGAGUAAUUAUUCUAAUUGGGUCAAUACUCAUAUGUGUGUUAAAAAAUGAAUGAUUAGAUGUAAUUUUCAUAACCAUAAUAUAUAAUAUAAUAACCUUACUGCUUCAUUACCAGUACAAUACAAAGAAUCCUUAAGUAAAGAUUUUCAAGAAAUUUGUCUACAUGUAAUAUUGUUUUGAUUUGCAUACCACAUAAAAUUAGACAAAAUAAUAUUAAAAGGCCAUCCAACCAAUGUUAGAAGAUAAUUUGAAUGAAAGUGGAAAAAUAAAAUAAAAUAAAUAAAUUAGACCAAUAAUAAGAAAUUUAUGAAUGUUUGAUAUAUGAGAUCACUACAGCUAUGCAAAUCUCAAAUUGGCAAAAUGGUGACCUAGUGACGAAUAACAGUUUCGGACAGGUUGACUGUCCGUCUUCAGGAGACGGACAGUCAACCUGUCCGAAACGUCGAGUCUACUCUCCUGCUCCUGCUCUGCAACUCUACUCGCCGACUCAAGCCAGCUUCUCUCAUCUACUCAA